AUGAAGACGCAAACCUUAAAAAUUAAAGGGAAGGAUUUCAGUUUAUUUAAAGAUAAGGACAUUGCUUUUAAUGCUCCUUCCUCUCCGCUUAAUCUCAAUGCUCAAAAUGAUGGUAAGACUAGUUUUAAAUCUAAGACCGUUUGGAACGGUAAUAAUUCUACUAUCCUCCCUAACUCCUAUGCUCAUGUGAUUAGUGGGUCUAAAAAACAUGCUAAUGAAAAUUUUCGUUUUAUCCCUAACCUAAAUGAAAAUGUUAACUCCCCUAUAGAUAUUCCUGUUUCGGUUGUCAAAAAAAGCUGUGAAACGUAUGCUAAAACUUUAUGUGGCUAUUUUGUUGGUAAACGACUCCCAUUCCCGGUGGUUCGUUUUUAUGCCUCUAAAUUGUGGUCCCAAUAUGGCAUUGAGGAUGUCCUCUUAAAUGGCCAUGGGAUUUUCUUGUUUAAAUUCAGUUCUACUGAUGGUAUUCAAAAGGUUAUUGACAAUGGCCCGUGGACUUUGAAAAAUGUUCCUAUUUUCAUUCAAAACUGGAGGCCGGGGCUAAAUUUGAACUCUAAUUUGCAUGAUAAAAUUCCUCUAUGGGUUCGUAUUCAUGAUAUACCGUAUGAUGCGUGGAACGAUGAGGGUCUCAGUCAUAUUGCCAGUAAGAUAGGUAUACCUCUUGCUAUGGACUCGUGGACGGCUAAUAUGUGCAAAUAUGCGGCCGGUAAAUCGGCUUUUGCUCGGGUCCUUCUUGAGGUGCCUGUUAGGGACAGUUGGAUUGAGGAGGUUAAAGUUCGUAUCCCGGACCCGGAUACUCUUUCUAUGACAAUGUAUGCUCUUCGUGUUGAAUAUGAAUGGAAACACCCUAUGUGCACUGAGUGUCAUAUUUUUGGUCAUUCUACUUCUUGUUUGAAUGCUAUAUCAAAAUCUGAUACUAAUGUGGCUUCUACAAAUGAGCAAUCCAUUUCUGGCAAGAAAAUUAUGAUAAAUAGCGAAGGUUUUCAGACCCAUGUUCUCAAGCAAAGCUAA
Molecule: messenger RNA, 1008 nt
Organism: Cynara cardunculus var. scolymus (artichoke)
Lineage: Eukaryota; Viridiplantae; Streptophyta; Magnoliopsida; Asterales; Asteraceae
Exons: 2
Coding region: 1-1008 (335 amino acids)
Source: RefSeq, a predicted model, not a curated record